AUGAAACUCGCAAUCACCGUUUUAUCAUCGAUAUUGGCUGUCUGCUCAAUCACAGUCGCCAACCCGGUUCUUACCACUGCUACUACAAGUACUGAAUCUAGCACUUCAACAGUCAUUCCCAGCUCGACUACAAGUGCUGAAUCUACUCUUAUUCCAAUUUUUGACCCAAAAAAAGUCAACUGUGACCCAUUUUCGUUGAGCGAAGUAAUUAUGAUCCAAACCUACGCAAGAGAUAAAAUGAUUGCAGAAAGAAUGGCUGAAAGGUUUAAGCGGAUAGAGUUGGAUAUUGAAACUCGAAGACAACUGAUAAUUCGACUGAGAAAACACCUUGCAACUUUGAAAAGUAACUCUUGGGAAAACAAUGGCGCUUCAAAUUAUGGGACAAUGGUUGAAGACCUUGAGAAUGAGAUUAGUCGUCAGAUUACCGUUUAUAGAAGUCUCAAACUCCAAUUUGAUUCUCUCAUUUUGCAGCAUUAUAAUAUGCAUUACAGGUGGCAAAGCUCUGGAUUGGCACUUGUGAAUCGCAUGGUGCGUUAUGAUACAAAUGUAGUGCUGACUGGACGUAAUGUGACACUCUUGAAUCACGUUCCCGGAUUUACAGAGUGCAUUAAGCAAGUAAACACCGUGUUACUAAAGCUACUUCCAGAGCCUGCAAACAACGAAAGUUCUCCAGAACCUGAAGAAACUCGGUCAAACGAGAAUGUGAAUGUGCAAGAUCUUGCCGACUUUGAGGAUGAUGAAGAUCCUCCAAACUCUGACAGUGAUCAAGAAAAUCCUUUUAAAUCCAACGAGGAUCAGGCUAUGAAACCUGAAUUUGAUGGUUUUGGUGAUUUUGAGUAUGGUCCUGAUGAUUAUAAUGAUGGUUUUGAUGAUAAUGGUGAGGGUUUUGAUGAGUAUGAAGAGGAGGAGGAUGAAAAUGAGCAACAAGCUUCCGAUUCUCAACAACAAGAUUCCGAUGCUCAGCAAUAA
Molecule: messenger RNA, 969 nt
Organism: Batrachochytrium dendrobatidis JAM81
Lineage: Eukaryota; Fungi; Chytridiomycota; Chytridiomycetes; Rhizophydiales
Exons: 1
Coding region: 1-969 (322 amino acids)
Source: RefSeq, a predicted model, not a curated record